GCUUGUGGGUGAACUCAAGCUGAACUACUCCCCCCAUUCCAUUGUUGUUCCCAUCCUGUAGCUAGCUGCUCUUUCCUCGUCUAACCAAUAUGGCUGCCAAGCUUGGGCAUCUCGCCCGAGCCGCUGCAGCAAUACUCUGCCUGUUGAUUUUCCAUGUAGCACUGUCUGAUUCCCUUGCUAAGGCGAGUGUAUCAGGUGGGACUGGAACCUGCAUCAGCUGGGAGCGGGAUGCGCUUCUGUCCUUCAAGGCAGGCCUUCUCGACCCUGCUGGCCGUCUCUCGUCAUGGCAAGGUGAAGAUUGUUGCCAGUGGGAGGGAGUCCAGUGCAGCAGCAGAACAGGCCAAGUUGUCAGGCUCGACCUCCGCAACACCUACAAAGAUGGCAACAACAAGUACAACAGCCUGAACUUGUCGAGAGAUGAGAUGAGCUCUUCUUUGGCUGAUUUGCAACAGUUGAGGUAUCUUGAUCUGAGUGGGAAUAACUUCAGUCGCACAAGCAUACCUAUGUUUGUGGGCUCUCUGGAGAACCUAAGGUACCUCAACCUCUCAUGGUCAGGCUUUGGUGGGAGAAUACCUUACCAACUCGGCAAUCUCUCAAAUUUGCAAUAUCUUGAUGUUAGAGGGAAUAAUUACUAUUAUCUUGAUAGCAAUUAUUCCAACCUGUAUGUGGUGGAUCUUGCAUGGUUGAAGCAUCUCCCAUUGUUGAGUAAUCUUGACAUGAGCGGUGUGGACCUCAGUUCUGUGAGGGAUUGGUUCAACAUGGUUAACAUGCUUUCUUCUCUGAAAGUGCUUCGCUUAGAAGACUGUGGCCUUACCAGCACGGUGUCUGAUACUUCAAAAGCAAACCUCACACAUCUCGAAGUCCUUGAUCUGUCAGCCAACCUGUUUAACACAUCACUAGAACACAGUUGGUUUUGGGAUCUCACAAGCCUUAAGGAGCUUCACCUCUCCCAGGGCGAGUGGCAUGGACAUAUUCCUCAAGAACUAGGAAACAUGACGUCCCUUGAAGUCAUAGAUUUUAGUAAAACUGAUCUUCUGGGUUUGAUACCAAGUAACUUACAAAAGUUGUGCAAUCUGAAAGUGCUAAAUUUCGAAGAUGUCAACAUUAAUGCAAGCAUUGGGGAGUUUAUGGAUCGAUUUCCUAGGUGCUCAUGGACUACAUUACAAGUGUUGUCAUUAGCGAAUACAAAUUUGACAGGAAACCUACCAAUCUGGAUUGGGAACAUGACCAGUCUCAGUGAUCUUUUAGCCAGAGAAAACAUGAUAACUGGUGGUGUACCACUAGGAAUUGGAGCACUUGGUAACUUGACAGAUUUGGAUCUCGGCUACAAUAAACUUAAUGGUGUGGUCACGAAGGAUCAUUUUUCUGGCUUAUUGAGUUUAGAGUCUCUGGACUUUGAAGGCAACUCCUUGAAAAUUGAUAUUGAACCAAAUUGGGUUGCUCCUUUUAGACUAAAGAGAAUAAACUUACAGUCAUGUUCAGUGGGGCCCCGUUUUCCAGGGUGGCUUAGAUGGCAGACCGACAUGGAUUCUGUUCUUCUUGAUUAUACAAAUUUGGAUGAUGUUAUUCCUGAUUGGUUCUGGGUGACAUUUUCCCGAGCUCAGUACUUGUACGCACGAGGAAAUAUGUUGCGUGGUUCAUUACCGGCAAAUCUACAGCACAUGUCAGCUUUAGCUAUAGCCCUCGGGUCCAAUAACCUUACAGGUCAAGUUCCAUGGCUCCCUAUAAAUAUAUCAUUCUUGGAUUUGUCUUCAAACUCUUUCUCAGGGCUAUUGCCAGUAGAGCUAAAAGCUCCAUGGAUCAUGGAGUUGGAUCUGGCAAAUAAUAAAAUUACAGGCACUAUUCCAUCAUCUAUGUGCCAAUUGACUCGUCUGGUACGGUUGGAUCUAUCAGGGAACAGUUUGACAGGAGAUGUUAUGCAGUGCUGGAAGGAGUCAGAUAACAAUUCUUCAGUGUCCAGCUUAAUCUCUGCAGAUCAAUUUGGUUCCUCAAUGUAUAAUCUAGCUUUGAACAACAAUGAUCUCUCAGGUGAAUUCCCUAAAUUUCUUCAGAGGGCCUCACAAUUGAUGUUCCUGGAUCUUUCAUACAAUAGGUUAUUUGGAUCAUUGCCAAAGUGGUUACCAGAAAAAAUGCCACACUUGGAAAUCUUGAAGGUGAGAUCAAACAUGUUUAGUGGUCAUAUUCCUAAGAACCUUACUUGCCUUGAAAGUCUUCAUUAUUUGGACUUGGCCCAUAACAAUAUAUCAGGAGGCAUACCAUGGUCGCUAUCAAACUUGAAAGCAAUGAGGGGAGUGUCUAAGAAUGUGAUAGACUAUGUUUAUGUGCACAGCAUGUCAGUAAUCACAAAAGGCCAAACACGUGAAUAUAAAUUUCAAACCUACCAUCUACUGGUGUAUAUUGAUAUUUCAUGUAACAGUUUAACAGGACAUAUUCCAGAGGAGAUAAGUUUGCUCAUCAGGCUCACCAGUCUGAAUUUAUCAAGUAAUCAGUUGAUAGGCAAAAUCCCAAAUCAGAUUGGUGAUCUAAAGCAGUUGGAGUCCCUCGAUCUGUCCUACAACAAGUUUUCUGGUGAAAUCCCAUCGGGUUUGUCGGCUCUAACCUCUCUGAGUGACUUGAGCCUAUCACACAACAACUUAUCAGGCGCUAUCCCAUCCGGGCCGCAGCUGCAAGCUCUCGACAACCAGAUGAACAUCUACAUCGGCAACCCCCAUCUAUGUGGCUACCCUCUCUCCAAGAACUGCUCUGCUAGUACUAUUGAUGCAGAGCAAAGUGUCAACCAUGAAGAUGCAGAUCAUAUCGCGUAUCUCUACCUUGGGAUGGGCAUAGGAUUUGUGACCGGCCUUUGGGUUGUGUUCUGCACCAUGUUAUUGAGGAGAACCUGGGCGAUUGCCUACUUUCAGAUCAUUGACAAGCUGUAUGAUGAGGCUUAUGUGCGAGUUGCUAUAACUUGGGCUCACCUGAUGAAGAAAACCCAUGAUGACGCAACGUGAGGAGCCCGUAGCAGGUGCAGCUCAACUGCUCAAGACUUGUAUGUUAGUACUUUGUAAUUUGAAGACUAAGCACUACUAUGGUGUGUGUACUGCUACUACGUACUAGUUUCUGGUGCUAUUAUGAGUUACCUGUGAAGGGGUACUUAAUGUACUGUAGCACGGUAUAUUGUAUGGGCUGAUUGGAGCGGAAA
Triticum aestivum (bread wheat) is the source of this 3181-nucleotide messenger RNA. RefSeq names its product receptor-like protein EIX2. Bases 90 to 2990 code for a protein of 966 amino acids. NCBI's taxonomy places the organism in Eukaryota, Viridiplantae, Streptophyta, Magnoliopsida, Poales, Poaceae. The record is from RefSeq and is a predicted model, not a curated record. The transcript has a single exon. Gene Ontology annotation, molecular function: protein binding.